Messenger RNA from Magnolia sinica, 651 nucleotides. RefSeq lists its product as uncharacterized. The transcript is spliced from 2 exons. The record is from RefSeq and is a predicted model, not a curated record. NCBI's taxonomy places the organism in Eukaryota, Viridiplantae, Streptophyta, Magnoliopsida, Magnoliales, Magnoliaceae. Bases 1 to 651 code for a protein of 216 amino acids.
AUGGCUACUUCUUCAGAUAGUACUAUGUCUACUUCAACCAAUGUAUCUACUUCAGCCAAUAUUUUGGCAACUCCAAACUCCUCAAAUCCACUCUAUCUUCAUCAUUCUAAUCAGCUAGGUAUUACACUUGUUUCUCAACCUCUCAUCGGCGAUAACUAUGCCACUUCGAGUCGUGCCAUGAUCGUUGCUCUUAACGCCAAGAAUAAACUAUACUUUGUUGAUGGCUCCUACCUACAACCCUCUACUACUGCUCCUAAUUUUGCCUCAUGGACUCGAUGUAACCAUAUGGUUCUAUCUUGGAUCCUCAAUGCUCUCACUAAAGAGUUAUCAAAUAGUGUGGUUUACACUGACAGUGCUUAUGCUGUUUGGAUUGAUCUCCAUGACCAUUUUUCUCAAAGCAACGGUCCACACAUAUUUCAACUUCAGCGCUCCAUUUGCUCUUACACACAAGCUCAGUCUACCAUUGCUACAUACUUCUCACAGUUGAAAUCAUAUUGGGAUGAACUAUCCUCCCCUGUUCUCCUUGACCUUGCCACAAGGAGGAUGAUUGGACUGGAUAAGGAGCAAAACGGCCUUUAUCACUUCAUUCCACAUGUUCCUCCAGCCGUUUUAUCUGCUAACUACCAUUCUUCCUCUAAAUUAUGGCAUUGA